Molecule: messenger RNA, 947 nt
Organism: Trematosphaeria pertusa
Lineage: Eukaryota; Fungi; Ascomycota; Dothideomycetes; Pleosporales; Trematosphaeriaceae
Product: Translin
Exons: 7
Coding region: 26-751 (241 amino acids)
Biological process (GO): RNA metabolic process
Cellular component (GO): cytoplasm; nucleus
Molecular function (GO): single-stranded DNA binding; sequence-specific DNA binding; RNA binding
Source: RefSeq, a predicted model, not a curated record
CAUCGCAGCAAAUCCUCUAACUAUCAUGGCAGGGCAAACUGGGAUGGUCGAUCCGGCCAUCUUCCAAGGCCUUCAAGCUCGCGUGGACGAGGAUACCGCGCUUCGUGACGAGCUGCGCGACCUCGUCCAGGCGCUCGAGAAGAACAACCGCAAUAUCUCGUUUGUGCUGUCCAGAGCCCAUUCAACACCAGUCGCCGAUCUUGCCGGCGUCCUGCAAUCAGCCGAAGAGCCUAUCCAGGAUGCGGUUAAGACCGUGUCCAAUCUCUCGGAGACGGCGUCGAAGCAGUCGUACUACAAGUUCAACAAUAUGUGGUCGCGCCAGAUGCAGGAUGUGGUAUACGGGAUUCUGCUAUGGGCAUGGCUCGGCGGAAAGGACCUCGACGGUGGCGAAGCCAAGUGCGGGCGGCUGUUGACUAUCGAAGAGGUCGGCGAGGUUCUCAAGGUCCCAGUCAAUCUCAAGGACAGAGACGCGUUCCACCUGACGAUCGAAGAGUACCUCAUUGCGCUGACCACUCUUUGCGAGGACCUGACUCGUCUCGCGCGCAAUGCCGUCACGCUCGGCGACUACGAACGUCCGUUGCUCAUCAAUCAAUUCGUCAAGGACGUCCAUGCCGGCUUCCAGAUCCUCAAUUUGAAGAACGACAUAUUGCGCAGGAAAAGCGAUGGUCUCAAAUAUAGGGUCAAGGACGUGGAGGACGUUGUCUACGAUCUGUCGCUGAGGAAUUUGCUGCCGAAGAAGGAGCAGAAGUAAGGGCAAUAGAGGGCGAUACAGCACCGUGCCGUCUGUGUGUGGCGUAUGGGUGUGGCGCACAUUCAAGCUUGAAUUCGCUGAAAAGCAUCGGGAACCUUAGCCCACGGAAAACCAAGGCAGGUAGCAAUAGUCGUAGACUAGCUAUGAGCGACAGUAUGCUCAUACGAGAAUCGGAAAAGCCCUUCGGCAAUCAUUG